CAUUAUUGGAAGUCUAACAACCGCGGUUCAAAAUGCCGUUCCCUUAGUGUUGAUUUAUAUUUUAAGUGAUGUUCCAGCUGUCAUAAUUGCCAAAUCAGCCAACUUUUUCGUGGCUAGUACCGGAAUAAGUGCAGCCUUGGUGGGGGCUUUGGCUCCUACCUUGUUGGCCGUUUCUGAAUCUACCCUGCAAGAAAAAACAGAAAUUAAAAGGAUUUUGGGUGAAAGUCCCAAAGUGAAUAGUUCUCCUGAGAAGGCCGAAAAGCAGUUUGAAUCGCACAUUGGCUUUACCAAAGAAAAAAAAAAAUUUAAGGACUAUGUAGAAUUAUAUGUAGAAACGGGAGGCAAUUUUUGCCCCACAAAAGAAAUAAUUUGUUAUUCUGGAGAACCGGGAACUGGAAAAACUACUUUUGUCCAAACUCUUAACCAAGCAAUGGGAAGAGGAAAACUGCAAAUAAUCCCUUGCGCUGGCAUAAAAAAAUUUAAUGAUUACUCAAUUUUGGGUGAUGAAAAUAAACCUAAAAAAAUUGAGGAUGAACAAAUUCAAAGGGAUUUGAUAAAAUUAUUUGACCUCUAUCAAAAUAAGGAAGGGGAAGAUAAAAAAGAAUAUAAGAGUAAAAAAUUAUUUGACAAGUAUUACCAAAUGGAGAUUGAACUAGACCACAUUACUUUUUUUGCUACUGUUAACUUUCCCCAAGAUUUGGUUCCUUUGCUAAAAAAUGGAGUAGUAAUGCGUGGCAUAGAAAGUGGUUCGGCACUAGAAAAAGCCUUAUUGCCAAUUUUCGACCCUUAUCAGAAUACUAAAUUAUUUAGUGAAGAAAUUAAUUUGUCUGAUUACAUUCUGCUGGCCACUAGUUCUACCCGCGAUAUGGGUCAACUUUCGGCUCCGCUGACUAACCGCUUGGAUUGUAUUAAUGUUGAGACUGCCGAACCGAAAAAGUUCUUUUUGGAUAAUUGUUAUCGAGACAAAGAACAGGAAUAUUUGGAUAAUUAUUGGCGUGUUUGGAAAGAAACAGAAAAAGAAGGGCUGAUUUGGUUAAAAAAAGACGAAAAUGAUUGCUGUUCCAAACACAAAGACCAAAAUGGCAAAGUAUUAAAACAAAAGGAUUGCUACCACUGUCAGCCUUGGAAAUUUCCUAAUAAUGAUAAUCUUCAACAACAAAAUCCACCACCAAAAUUAUUUUAG
Ambispora gerdemannii is the source of this 1183-nucleotide messenger RNA. Lineage: Eukaryota; Fungi; Glomeromycota; Glomeromycetes; Archaeosporales; Ambisporaceae. The record is from the annotation of a GenBank genome assembly.